Serendipita indica DSM 11827 is the source of this 1098-nucleotide messenger RNA. Lineage: Eukaryota; Fungi; Basidiomycota; Agaricomycetes; Sebacinales; Serendipitaceae. The record is from the annotation of a GenBank genome assembly.
AUGUUGUCGCGGUCCACCGUGGCCGUCUGCAAGGCUGCCCAUAGCCGAACAUACACAGACCUUUUGAUGGUCGGAGGCAAACCACUCAUUAGCUAUGGCCCUCCAGGACGAUCAGCCGUCACAGGACAUGUAGCGACCGUCUUUGGGUGCACUGGAUUUUUGGGAAGAUAUUUGGUGGCCAAGCUCGCAAAAAACGGGACACAGGUCAUCGUACCGUAUAGAGACGAGAAUACAAAGCGACAUUUGCGACCAAUGGGCGAUCUCGGCCAAAUUGUUCCGCUCGAACUCGAUAUCCGAAACCCACAGCAGAUUGAAGAGGCAGUUAGGCACUCGGACAUUGUUUACAACCUCAUUGGACGUGAUUAUGAGACCAAAAACUUUGACUUUGCAAGUGUCAACAAGAUGGGAGCAGCAGAUAUUGCCCGCAUUUCCGCAGAGAGUGGUGUACCAAGACUAGUUCACGUCUCUCAUAUCAACGCCGCAGCCGACUCGCCCUCCAAGUUUUAUCGUACGAAGAAAGAGGGCGAAGAUGCCGUUCGAGAGGCCUUUCCCAGCGCCAUCAUCGCUCGACCGAGUCAAAUGUACGGACCAGAAGACAAGUUUUUGAAUUCGAUGGCUUACUGGCCAAUGCUCUGGAAAUUCAACAAGGGCAAGACGCAGACGCGACCGGUAUAUGUCCAAGAUGUCGCCCAAGGUCUCGCCAAUCUGAGCAGCUUGCCUGAACUCGACGGCAGCACACUCUCAUUGCCUGGUCCUGUUACCUUUUCCUACACGGAACUGGAACAACUCAUUUCACUCUUUACCUUCAACCCCGUUUCCAACAUGCCAGAGGUUCCAAAGUCGAUUGCUCUCCUCCUCUCUCGGAUUUCGCAGCUGGUAUGGUGGCCCACACUCAGCCCAGAUGAGAUUGAGAGAAGGUUUAUCAAUGUCCCCGACCGUGCGCCCUCGGACUGGGACAAGGUUGGGGUCCAACCCGUCGAGAUUGAAGAAGUCGCCAUUUCCAUUCUGCGAAGAUAUCGCUCCGGACGCAACUUUACUCGCCCAGUCGUGCUUCCAAACGCCCCCAAGCGUACCUCGCAUUAUCACAUUGCAGAGUGA